AUGUUGUGUUUGAACUUCAAAGGAGUAUUCAGGUGUGUGACGCAUGUUGUGUGCCUAAAUCUAGAUUGUGAAGGUUAUUUGGAGGUAGGUAUUGCUUACAAUGAUAACAUCACAUGUUCCAUGUACUCAAAGAACUUUGACACUGAGCAGGUGGUGUUUACCGGUGCCGAGCGAUUGUGUUUAACUAACUUCUCCAUGAUGGUUCUGAAUAAGUUUCAUAGUUUUUCGUCCAUCUGUAUGAUACUUUGGUUGUGUCAAUAUGUGUGCGGCUACUUGGGGUUCUCUACAAUGAGUUUGAAUUUGAUGAUAAAGAAGGUAAUAUUAAAAUUGAUCUGGAUUCAGAUAGAACUUUUUUAA
This is a messenger RNA of Phytomonas sp. Hart1, 357 nucleotides long. Lineage: Eukaryota; Euglenozoa; Kinetoplastea; Trypanosomatida; Trypanosomatidae. The record is from the annotation of a GenBank genome assembly.